AAGUACAGUGUUUUUCAGUUCAUAUGGUUGCGGUUGCAUCAGACUGAUCCAGUGAUUGCAUAGUCUAGAGCAGUACGAGGACGUGCUGAGAGAGCAAAAGUCAAGGUGGAGAGAAGGCAUCAUAAGUUGAUUGGAAAUUCAGGUGAACCAUCAUGGCUGAAGCGAAGGAUCCAUCUGAGAUGAGCACAGAUGAGAAGUUAGCCCUGAUAAACAGAAAUCUGCAGGAAGUUAUCGGAGAGGACAAAGUGAGAGCAGUAUUGAAGGAACGUGAUUUGAAGGUUUACUGGGGGACAGCAACUACAGGCAAACCCCAUGUGGCUUACUUUGUCCCUAUGUCCAAAAUAGCAGACUUUCUGUCAGCCGGAUGUGAAGUAACAAUUCUGUUUGCUGACCUGCACGCUUACCUGGACAAUAUGAAAGCCCCCUGGGAGUUACUAGAGAAGAGAGUCAUGUACUACGAGCAUAUCAUCAAAGCCAUGCUCAGGAGUAUAGGGGUGCCACUGGACAAACUCAAGUUUGUGAAGGGCACAGAUUACCAGCUUAGCAGAGAAUACAUGCUGGAUGUGUAUAAGCUGUCAUCCCUGGUUACGGAGCACGAUGCUCGUAAGGCUGGAGCUGAAGUGGUCAAACAAGUGGACCACCCUUUACUAAGCGGACUUCUCUACCCAGGUCUCCAGGCUUUAGACGAAGAAUACCUCAAAGUGGAUGCCCAGUUUGGAGGAGUGGACCAAAGGAAAAUUUUUACAUUCGCUGAAAAGUACAUGCCACAUCUUGGGUAUGCGAAGAGGGCACAUUUGAUGAAUCCCAUGGUUCCUGGAUUAACUGGAACCAAAAUGAGUUCUUCAGAUGAAGAUUCCAAAAUUGACCUGUUAGAUUCUGCAGCCCAGGUGAAGAAGAAGUUGAAGAAGGCUUUCUGUCAACCUGGAAAUAUCACAGAAAAUGGCCUCUUGUCUUUCUGUAAACAUGUCAUAUUUCCUCUUCUCAAAAAUAAAGAUUUCCAGAUCAGCCGAUCACCAGAUUUUGGUGGGGAUUUGUCCUUCAGUGAAUACGGCAAAUUGGAACAAGCAUUUGCCAAAGAGGAACUUCAUCCAGGUGAUCUCAAAUCAGCUGUAGAAUUUUACCUAAAUAAUCUUCUGGAUCCCAUUCGAAAGGAAUUUGAAACCCCAGAGCUAAAAAAAUUGACAAGUCAAGCUUAUCCGGUUGUGAAGACAAAGGGACCUAAGGGAGAAGAUGGUGCAGCAUCUGAAGAGAUCCGACCCUACAGGUUGGAUUUUAGGGUUGGCAAAAUCAUCUCGGCAGAAAAGCACCCGGAGUCUAACACCCUGUACGUAGAGAAAGUGGACCUCGGGGAGGAGGAGCCCAGGUCUGUCCUCAGUGGUCUGGUGGAUUUGGUUCCCCUGGAGGACCUGCAGGGAAAGUUGGGCGUCUUUCUGUGUAAUCUUAAGCCAAGGACCAUGAAAGGAAUUGAGUCGCAGGCCAUGCUGAUGUGUGCCUCAACUGAUUCCACUCCAUCUCAGGUGGAGCCCCUGAUUCCUCCAGCUGGUUCAGCCCCAGGGGAGCGGGUAUUCAUUGAGGGUGAGAAGGAUGUAGCACCUGAUGAAAAGUUAAACCCCAAGAAAAAGAUCUGGGAAAAAUUACAGCCUGACUUCAGGACCAAUGAUAAGUGUGAAGUGGAGUGGCAGGGAAGUCUAAUGGUGACUAAGUUAGGGGUUGUAACUGUAAAAUCACUCAAAGGUGUACCCAUUAAAUAAACCUCAAGUAAAUUGUGAUAUCAGUUAAGAGCAUGUGCUGACUGUCAACACCUGAAUGUAAAUCAGUGCUUUAUAAUAUAUGUUUGUUCAAUAUUCAUAAUUCAAAAUAAACUUUAAGGAUAAAAUUUUAAAUAUUGUAUUUCACCAAAAAUUUAGCCUGCAAAAAUAAACUCUAAGCAGCACAUAAAGGCACUAAUAUUAUGCUUUUGAUGCCAACACGUAAGCUUAGUUAGUGCGCUAAUAGUAUGCUGUGGGCCUGCGUGGCUCAGCAGCUGGUUAGUGUGCUAGCCCAGCGUAAUGACCCAGAAGUCUAUCACCAGUGCAGUCUCUGUGAGUUCCAGUCCAGCUCAUGCUGAAUUCCUCUCCGGUCGGAAGUGGGAAAGUUUGUGAGCAACCUGCGGAUGGUCGUGGGGUUUUCCCCGGCUCUGCCAGGGUUCCUCUCACCAUAAUGCUGGCCACCGUCGUAUAAGUGAAAUAUUCUUGAGUACAGUGUAAAACACCAAUCAAAUAAAUAAAUAAAUAAAUAAUAUUAUGCUUUUGAUGCCAACACUUAAGCUUUUCUGAAAAACAUUAACAGUAAUCUGAUUUCACAGAAAAUUUUAUGUGGCUGUAUAAGGUGGAGGAAUCAGUUGGAAUUAAAUAAAACGUGUCACUUGAAAAAAGCUGAACUUUUGGUGAAAUAGUUAUGUUUGUAUUGUAUAUCUGCUGGUUUUUCAUCAGAAAACUGCCAUUUUAACACAUCAAAGGAACUGACUCAUGAUACAUACCUUAAAACCAGUGGAUAAUUUGUGAGCAAAACUGGGAAAAAAAUCAAAGCCAUUGGCUUUUCUGCAUUUGAUUAGCACAAAAAAAAACAUUCUUUUAUCACGCCAACUUUCUCUGCUUGUGACUGUCACUUACUGAACAGGAAGAUUCCUUUUGCACCGGAUAAGAUAUUAGAGUGGGCUGCAGUUCAGUGUGAUAUGUAGUUCUCUGUUAUGUCCAGAACUUUUUGUCUGUUCAGUUAUAGCAGUGCCAAAUGGACAACUGAGGCAUGUUUUACAAAAACGUUAAAUGUAUGAACUACUAUUGCGAUGCUUUUCAACAGUAUAUUCUGUCAUGACAGUUACGUUUGACCUAAGUUACAAGCUCUUUGUAAACUGGGCUCUAGGCAGUAGUACAAGGCUUGUUUGGAGUAGAAUGAGACUUGUUCAUUCGAUGCUCUACAGUUGAGAGUAGGGCACAAGGACCAGUCUACUUAGUGUGUGUAGAUGUGUAUUAUAACACACUGUGACUGGUGUGUUCAUGUCCCUCUUCAGUGAUUUGCUUUGCCUCAACCCAGACUUUUGUUGAAAACGGUGCUAAGCCAAAAACAAACAGGAAACCAAUAAUCGAUAGGUUAUGACACCUCAGUGCAAGUUUUAUCUGUUUACACUGGCUUUCGAUCCUCCUACAGGAUUGAAACCUAGUUUAUUAUUAUUGAACCUUAGUGUGAACUUGAGUCUAAACAGUAUAUCUAACAGGAAACUCGCAAAUCAUGGUCAGACAAAAAGGACUUCUAAUUAAUAGGACAGAUACCUAUUAACGGAUCUGUUCUUUCUCAUAAAAUUCCAGUAGCAUUUUCUGUACAUCAGCAAUGAUUCUCCAAUAAAAAAAACUCUGAUGUAAUAUUGUGUUUAUUACAUUAAGUAAUGUAAUAAGUUUGUGAUGAAUUUUUAAAUAGCAUGAAGAAGAAAUUUUGUUACCAGAAUUUAUAUAUGGUGAAUUGCUUUCAUCAGUUUAAUGUUAACAGAUCUUAAAGGAAAAUUUUUUAGUCAGUUUGAGAAUGAUUUGAUGUCUCCUGUCCUGUAUAUAAGAUUUUAUUUUGUUUCAAAAAGAUCAAAAAUGUUUACAUGUACACAUUUAUAUAUCAUUGCAUAUAUAUUCAGAUUUGCCACUGCUGUCAUAUUAUAUUAAUCUAACUGUGAACUGUUGAUAUCAUGAUUGUGAUGUGGUAAGUGGAUUAACACUCUUAACUCUCUCUUCACCUAUUUUCUGACACUUCUGUCUCAUUUUUACGGUUAUGGGUUCCCCAAGUACAGUACAUGUAAAUGUAAUUUCCUUCCCCGUUAAAUAUUUUCCCCAAAGUGGAUGUAUAAACAUUUUUUAUUUUUUUCAUAUCUCUAUUUAUGGGGGAAGCAAUAAUCAGACUCCACUGAACUCUA
Messenger RNA from Liolophura sinensis, 3934 nucleotides. Its product is annotated as tyrosine--tRNA ligase, cytoplasmic-like. The coding region runs from base 153 to 1751 and encodes 532 amino acids. NCBI's taxonomy places the organism in Eukaryota, Metazoa, Mollusca, Polyplacophora, Chitonida, Chitonidae. The transcript has 14 exons. Gene Ontology annotation, molecular function: tRNA binding; tyrosine-tRNA ligase activity; ATP binding. The record is from RefSeq and is a predicted model, not a curated record. Gene Ontology annotation, biological process: tyrosyl-tRNA aminoacylation.